Messenger RNA from Anolis sagrei ordinatus, 5947 nucleotides. RefSeq names its product discoidin domain-containing receptor 2-like. NCBI's taxonomy places the organism in Eukaryota, Metazoa, Chordata, Lepidosauria, Squamata, Anolidae. Gene Ontology annotation, biological process: positive regulation of kinase activity; cell surface receptor protein tyrosine kinase signaling pathway; positive regulation of phosphatidylinositol 3-kinase/protein kinase B signal transduction. Gene Ontology annotation, cellular component: signaling receptor complex; plasma membrane. The record is from RefSeq and is a predicted model, not a curated record. Gene Ontology annotation, molecular function: collagen binding; ATP binding; protein tyrosine kinase collagen receptor activity.
CUGGUCUGUGUGCAUUUCGAACUGUGCUCUCCCCCUAUUUUUUUUUCCUUUGUGUUAUGGUUUCCUUUCUUUUGCAUGCAAGCCUUGGCCUUUUUCCAGGCCAAGCCUGGCUCUUUGGGAGCCAGAAGGAGGAGGAGAGAAAAGAAAGAAGGGAAGGAAGGAAGGAAGGAAAGGAGCCCAGGCCAAAGUAGGUUUUUUUUUUUUUUGGACACACUCUCUUUGCACACUCAGUCCUGCACAUCUGCUCUUUUUCAUGGAGUUGCUAUAGGAACUGUAGGGACAAAGGCGAGAGGGACGUCUCCUGGGCCUGUGCGGAAAGGGAAAGGGACGGAAGAGAGAGAGGAGGAGUUUUGCAUCCUUGGUUUGCGUGUAUCUUCGGCAGCCGGAGGCUGGACAAAAAGAAGUUGGGGAAGAAGGGAUGGGAGGAAGUGAAGCACAGCUGGAGGCACAAGGCGGGUAGGAAGCCCACGCUCGGAGCCAUGGCGGCCGCUCUGGGGUCAGACCAGAGAUGGAGAACCAACACUCAGGGCCAAACAGAAAUGUGAAUGGCAGUGACGGACAUCCUGGCUAAAGUGGGAAACGCCAAGGAUGCUGUGCUUGCCAAUCCUUUUGCUGGCUGGCCUCUCCCAUUGUUCUGGCUCUGAAGUCAACCCAGAAAUAUGUCGUUAUCCUUUGGGGAUGCAUGAAGGGACCAUUCGGGAUGAAGAUAUCACCGCUUCCAGCCAGUGGUACGAUUCUACAGGACCUCAAUAUGCACGGCUGCAGCGAGAGGAAGGCGAUGGGGCUUGGUGUCCAGCUGGUCUCCUGCAGCCAGAAGACGUCCAGUUCCUCCAGAUUGAUCUCCACAAACUCUACUUCAUCACGCUGGUGGGGACCCAAGGGCGGCACGCUAGGGCCACUGGCAAGGAGUUUGCCCGUGCCUAUCGCAUCGACUACAGCCGCAACGGGGAGCGCUGGCUCUCUUGGAGGGACCGACAGAACAGGCAGGUUAUUCAGGGCAACAUUGACACAUAUGUUGUGGUCCUCAAAGAUCUUCGCCCGCCUAUCAUUGCCCGCUACAUCCGAGUGAUCCCGGUCACUGAGCAGCCCAUGACUGUCUGCAUGCGAGUAGAAUUGUAUGGCUGCAUUUGGUCUGAUGGUUUGGAGGCCUACAGCAUGCCAGAAGGUGAGGUCAUGGCAGCCCCAGGCCAUCCCAUCGUUUACCUGAAUGAUUCAAUCUAUGAUGGUUUCCAAGAACGCAGGUCUCUCCAUGGCGGCUUAGGCCAGCUGACUGAUGGCAUCUUGGGGUUAGAUGAUUUCACCAAGAGCCACCAAUACCGAGUGUGGCCAGGCUACGACUACGUGGGAUGGAGGAACAACAGCUUCCGGAAUGGCGCCAUUGGGUUGGAGUUCCAGUUUGACCGGCAGAGGAACUUCACCUUCAUGAAGGUCCACUGCAAUAACAUGUUCUCCAAAGGCGUGAAGAUCUUUGAGCGGGUGGAGUGCUUCUUCAAGCCACAGCUCUUUGCGGAGUGGGAGGCUGAGCCUGUGGGAGCAGAUACCGUUCUGGACGACAAGAACCCCAGCGCACGGUUUGUGACCGUCCCCCUCGGUCAUCGGGUCGGCAAAGCCAUCCUGUGCCAGUUCUACUUUGCCGACACGUGGAUGUUGAUCAGCGAAGUCUCCUUCCAAUCGGUGUACGUGGAUGUCUUUGACCCCAUUGUGGUCACUCUGGCAUCAAGCACAACCUCAGCAAUCUUUCCAUCUGAAGAAAUGAAUGCUACAGAUGGGACCUGGGAGACCACUACGAGAUACGGCACCAAUCCCUGGACUGAGCCCAAUUUAGAGGCUUCCAGCACCUCCAGCCUUGUCGGUUGCCUUGUGGCCAUCAUCCUUGUCCUCCUCGUCAUCAUUGUGGCCAUCUUGUGGAGGCAGUAUGCCCAGAAACGGCUGGAGACGGCUCCCCGACGGAUCCUGGAAGAGGACGCCACCGUCCGGUUGUCCUUCUACAGCUCCAGGAUGGUCGGCGGCCAGACGCAGAUCCAUCAAACCAACCCUACCUAUGAGAGGGUCUUCCCAUUGGAUCUGGAGUACCACCAGCCCAUCACCCUCCUCCAGAAACUGCCCGAAUUAUCCCAAAGUGCCGAAGACUCAGCUUGUAGCGGCGAUUAUGCUGAGCCGGACCUCACCAAAUGUACCCCUCACCAAGGAUUCCAGAAUAACGUUCCACAUUAUGCCGAGACAGAUAUCGUCAGCCUACAAGGAGUGACCGGCAAUAAUACAUAUGCAGUACCUGCCAUUACAGUUGAUUCAUUGAUCAAGAAGGAUAUCUCAGUAGCCGAAUUCCCCAGGCAGCAGCUGCGACUCAAGGAGAAACUAGGAGAAGGGCAAUUUGGGGAGGUCCAUUUAUGUGAAGCCGAUGGUCUCCUAGAAUUUCUUGGACGCUCUUCUUCGGAUGCGUCCAGCCGGCCGGUCCUAGUUGCCGUCAAAAUGCUGAGAGCCAACGUCACCAAGACAGCCAGGAAUGACUUCCUAAAGGAGAUCAAGAUCAUGUCUCGCCUGAAGGAUCCAAACAUCAUCCGGCUCCUGGGAGUCUGCGUGCGGGACGAUCCGCUGUGCAUGAUCACCGAAUACAUGGAAAACGGGGAUCUUCACCAGUUCUUGUUGCAACGGCAGAGUAGAAGUACCUUCACCCUCUCCAACAACAUUCCUUGCGUGAGCUGCCUCCACCUCCUGCUCAUGGCGACUCAGAUUGCAUCCGGCAUGAAAUACUUGGCGUCCCUCAACUUUGUCCACCGCGACUUGGCCACUCGCAACUGCCUGGUUGGGAACAACUACACCAUCAAAAUUGCCGAUUUCGGCAUGAGCCGGAACCUGUACAGCGGGGAUUACUAUAGGAUCCAAGGCAGGGCUGUGCUGCCAAUUCGCUGGAUGGCCUGGGAGAGCAUCCUCCUGGGCAAGUUCACCACAGCGAGCGAUGCAUGGGCUUUCGGGGUCACGCUGUGGGAGAUGUUCACCCUGUGCAAGGAGCAACCCUACAGUUGGCUCUCAGACGAGCAGGUCAUCGAGAAUACAGGGGAGUUCUUCCGAGACCAAGGACGACAGGCUUACUUGUCCCAACCGCUGCUGUGUCCGAACCUGGUCUUCUCCUUGAUGAUGAAGUGCUGGAGCCGAGACAUCAAGGAUCGCCCGGCCUUCGAAGCCAUUCACUUAUUCCUGGUCGAGCAAAUGGAUGGAAGCAUUUGAGCCGCAAAAGGGACGGAACAAGGCUGGCCAUUGGUUUGUAGCUUGGGGAAAAGCCAGGCGAAGACCACACAAGGAACCUGUCAUUGAUUCUGGGGAAUGCCUUUGCAACGUGGCACAGAUGUGCUCUCGUCUUGUGCCAAACCACGGCGUUGAUAUAGACAACAAAUGUUUGCCGUUGGACUUGAGAUAACAUCUUUUUGACCCGAUCUUUCUACGCACCAAAGACUGCCUGUCACAUGGAUUCCUUCCUUCCUUCCUGGAAAUACUGAGAGUUUUGUGGUCCUUUGCUGUCUGUUUCUCGACGUAUGUUCUAACUUGGGGUGCAUCUACACCAGGCAUGGGCAAACUUGUGGCCCUCCAGGUUUUGUACUUCAACUCCCAUAAUUCCUAACAGCCUCCAAAACACCUGGGGGGCCGAAGAUUGCCUAUGCCUGAUCUACACUGUCGAAUUAAUGCAGUUCAGAACCACAUUAACUGCCGCAUCUUAAUGUUUAAUUGCUGUUUGGUAGCCCAGGUUUGUCUUCCGUAGAAUUAUUGACUGUGGGAUUAUUGCAAUGAUGAACAACAGUGGCAACAGUGAGUCACCCUGGAAAAUUCAUCUCUUGAUGUUAACAGUUCCAUAGCUUUCAUUGCCCACAAACAGCUCAGUUUUCCAUUAUUUCACUAUAUUUCAGUGAAUUUGCUAAUAUUUUCACAAACCCCGAUGACAUCCAGACAUUUGAUGAUCCAACUGCAAGGAGCAUUCAUGAAAGAUUUCCCCUGAUCCAUUUUCUGAGAGCAACGAAAUUGUAAAUUGGCACGUAACCUAUUACUUACUUAGGCGAUCCCUCGUAGUCCGAGGAUGAUGGUCCUCCAAGGUCGGUGUUCUGUCGGUGAAUCUGUAAGUGACUGUGGAGCCCAAUUCUUGAUCUGCAUCUUCUCCCGCAAUGAGGGCAUUGGUUUCCAGAUGGAAGGCGGUCCCGGUCGGGGUUGGCUUGAGGGCAAAAGAGAGAGGUUUCCCUCCAUUCGUGCCUCUUCAAAUUCUGCAGCACUGCUGGUCACAGCUGACCUCCAGCUGGAGCGCUCAAGGGCCAGGGCUUCCCAGUUCUCAGUGUCUAUGCCAGAGUUUUUAAGGUUGGCUUUGAGCCCAUCUUUCAAUCUCUUUUCCUGCCCACCAACAUUCCGUUUUCCGUUCUUGAGUUCAGAGUAGAGCAAUUGCUUUGGGAGAUGGUAGUCGGGUAUCCGGACAACGUGGUCGGUCCAGCAGAGUUGAUGGUGGAGGACCAUCACUUCAAUACUGGUGGUCUUUGCUUCUUCCAGCAUGCUGACAUUUGUCCGCUUGUCUUCCCAAGAGAUUUGCAGGAUUUUCCAGAGGCAGCACUGAUGGACGUAACCUAUAGAGACGUAUAUCAUUACACACGUGCAGUUUCAGAACUUUGUGAUAAAUACAAGUGGGUCAGGGGAAAUCUUUAAUGAAUGCCUCUUGUAUGUAAUCCUGGGUUGCUGUCAUUUGGUGAGCCACCGGCGUUGUUUUUCCGAGAAGGUGAAGGUCAUUCAACGACAAUUCCCACAACUCCAUAAACACUAAAAGAGGUGUCAAAUGAUAUUAAUUUUACAGUGUUGGUAAGAUGGUGUCUUUCCCAUUUCAUCCCAGUAUAAAGACCUUAUGUGGAAUGGGAUACUUUGGAUUUGGGCAAAGCUCUAGAUGCUCAAGGUAUGGAUGUGUCCGAAUUCUUCCACACUGGAUUUUAUGUUUCGAUUCACACACUAUAUAAGGAAUGUUUAUAGGAAGACCCUCUGCUAGUCUGCAAAUGGGGAUAGUUAACACUGUGGCUAUUAUCAUGAUUAUGUGAAAAUUAUGGCCAAAAUGGACUGUUGUGUAGAUUAUUCUGUGCCUGAAUCUCGUUUUCAGAGGAAGCCAAAGAAGAGGCAGAGCUCAGGUUUGGCUCUUCUCGCCAAUAUCAUUGUAUUAUGAUUCAAUCUCUCUUUGUACCGGUUGAGUAUUUCGUCUCCGGAACACUUGGCACCGGAAUUAUUUUGGAUUUCUGAUUAUUAUUUCCCCCCAGAUUUGAAUAUAUUUGCAUAUUCAUAAGGAGACGCUUCAGAGAUGGGGACCCAAGUCGAAACCCAGCGUUCAUUUUAUGCAAUAGGUCAUUUUGAUACAAUAUUUGUAAUCAUUUUGUGCAUGAAAUUAAGUACGUUGAACUACGGAAAAGCGAACGGUGCCACUGUCUCGGCCACCGAUGGGGACAAUUUUGGAGUAUUUUGCGUAAGGGAUGCUCAAGCUGCAUAAAGACAACCUGCUUUUACUUUUUGGAAAUCUUUUAGGGAUGUUAUUAUCUUGGAAAGCGCUGCCAAACUGCGUUAAGUCGAAGAUGUAGAUGCACCCCUUGAGCCUCGUUGCCACUCCUGUUUUCUUUCCAUGUUACUUGAAGUUCGAAACUGUGGAUACUUUGGCCAUUUUGUCCCAGAGCACAUACGAUUCCUCUCCAAAUAAAGUCGCGCUCUUUCCUCUUCCCUUUUUUUCCAUCUGGUUCGGUUUGGUGUCACUUCCUCCAGCUGUUGCGGCUGUGUACAUACUGUAUUUAGAACAGCGUCCAGAUGUGUACAUACUAUAAUAUAUGGAUUUUUCACCAGCACAUUCUCCUCUCCACAAUCUUUCGGCGGGUGGGGAUCGUGCCUUGUUGUCUGUUUUGUUUUGUUUUUUCUACAUCGACAAAUGACCAAUAAAUUGUGUUGGUUU